AUGUUAAUUAUGGUUAACUAUCCAACUGUGUUCACCUACUACAGCAUGUUUGACGAUGACGAGGUCUUGCAGCGGAUACGCAGAGCCAUCCUCAUAAUUGGCGGUAUUCUCGCCAGUAUGCAGCUGAUUGGUUGCAUUACCGUUCGACCCAGGCCAAAUCCCCCGCCCGAUGAAAUGAGCGUUACCUCGGAAGACAGGACAACUGGCGCCCUCGGUUGGAGUGGAAACGGAAACUGCCGUUACUCCGCGGCAGGUAUUCAAAAUGCUCGAUCUGUACAUUUUCUGGGCAAUUAUGCUGUUAACGCUGAUUCCCUUCACUCUGGUCUCGUCAACUAUGAAGAAACCCACUACAGCACGCAACUCACUAAAAGGGACGAGAUGAAGCUCUUCCGAGAACACUCCAGAGCUAAGGGCUAUUUCGAGCGUUCAUUCAACGAAACCGAAUGUGACCGAACCACGGAACGAGGAGCAUUGCCCACCAAAGUCGUCGCGGAGCAACCCGUACCUGAAAGUGGUUUCCGAAAUCGUGGCUAG
This is a messenger RNA of Dibothriocephalus latus, 534 nucleotides long. The record is from the annotation of a GenBank genome assembly. NCBI's taxonomy places the organism in Eukaryota, Metazoa, Platyhelminthes, Cestoda, Diphyllobothriidea, Diphyllobothriidae.